Messenger RNA from Physcomitrium patens, 4337 nucleotides. The record is from RefSeq and is a predicted model, not a curated record. Lineage: Eukaryota; Viridiplantae; Streptophyta; Bryopsida; Funariales; Funariaceae.
CCCCCCCUCUCUCGUUUCUCUCUCGUUUCUCUCUCGUCCUCCUCGUCGUCUUCUCCUCCCUCCCUCGUCCUUGCCUGCACUCGACCGGCUUGUUGGAGCUUGGCCAAGCAACCUUGCAUCGUAGCUCUCUGGUGGUAGCACAUGACGAGGAGGAGGAGGAAAAUCGCGAGUGCGCUCUGGCGCUCUCAUCUAUGAAUUGGACAAGUAAGUGAAAGUUUUACGCUAUUUUACGCUGCGGUCACGCCAGUGCUCUUCCCGUCAAGUUGGCUCAUGCUGCUCUCAUUUGCUUUUCGGCAUAUACUUACUUCUCCGCCAUCCAUCCUUGCGUGCCCUUCCCUGCAUCUCCGUGCUGUUUUCUAAAUUUGGGCGGGAGAGAUGCUCUUCCCUCGUCGUCGUCGUCCUUCUUGACUGAAUAUGAUGUGAGCAGCUCUUCGUUCCUUCCUGCCACUCGCCAUAUCCUGCAAGAUCCUCUCGCGGUACGUGCUUGAGAAUGAUGGUUCGAUAUGCUCAGCGAUAACCCUACUCUCUUCUUGCAAUGCUACGUCUCCGCUGCUAUCUCUUGCCAUUCGCUCGCUUUCACGCAGCAGCAGCUAAUUCGAGUCCGGUUACGGUCCAUCCAAUUGUCCUCCCCUGACCGCCAUGGUCGAGGUUCCUGGUGACGCGUACACUGUGACCUGUACGCGUCUCACUCUGGACGAUGGUCGCCGCAUUUUUGUCCGGACCAAGUGGUUUAAAUCCAGCUUCCAUGUCACAGCACUGGAUUUACCGCACUCCUGGUCAUGCAGCGUUAAUAAGCAGGAUGUAGAAGAAAGGGCAACCAGGUGGGAGAUGAGUGGCGAGGAAUAUCUCAUCCAGUCUCGCCUACAUUUGGAGGAAGAUGUGUCCGGCUCCAUGUAUUCGCUUAAUCCGCUUCGAAGUGGCGCGAUGCGGGUACAUGCCUUCCAUUUAUCCUGGAAUACAAGAGUUGGUAUGAAAUAUGACGAACCGAAGGUGGUUCUUAUACUUCACAAAGACAACGACACAAUGGCACUCGUAUCGGAGUUUAUGGAUGUUUUAAUGGACUCAACUCUAAUACUGCAGAAGCAAUUAGCAAGGCGCAAUAACAAGGCUCACCAACCGGGUAUCCAGUUCUUAGCUCCAGAGAAGGUUAGGAGUAGUAUGUCACACCAAGGACUAAGUAGAGAGGAUGUCUGUGGAGGAUUGGAUGGUUUAGACGUCAAAUUCGAAUUUCGAAAUAGCCCCGUGAGCUAUGAGACGGAUUCUCGUCUCAGUACUCCAACUCAUCCAUCGAAUUUGACUGCUCCAGAGGGCGGAGUGUCUCAGACCCAAGCUCCUGGUGUAGAAAGAUCAUCGAAACCGCACAAUUCUGAGACACGCAAUCAAGGGAGGCAUAUAUAUACGGAGGAGACUGUACCUGUCCAUGGCCGUGACGCCCCUUCCUCCGACAGGCCAAACCCUGUAGGAAAUCAUGGGGGAGUAUCUGUUAGGCAUCUGAAAUCUAUGUUCUCUGGGUUUCAUGGACUCAGUGAAAGCAAGCGAGAGCAAUCACAGGCUGAAAUGAAGAGACCAAGGGCGCCUGAGCAUCGAAGUGACGCAGGCGAAGUUCCAAUGACCGAUGGCCACGAGUAUUACUUGGACAGAAUGGGCUCUUCACAGCUGAAGCGUGCUUUUUCAGUGGAUGUAUUAGAUAGACCGUUAGACCGAGGUGUACAACCAAAACAAAAAUUCGCGGCACCGCUACAUGAGCAAGAAAUUGCAUGGGCAAAACCCUGCACGACAAUCAGAUGCACGAAUGUUGACUACCUUUGCCCAACAAGCAGGCCCUCUUCAUCAGUUGAUUACAAAAACCUAAGAAAGGCACCAACCUGUGACACGAAGGUAAUCUCGUUAGAAUCGAGUAAGCUAGGUAUGGAGGGCUCAGGUGGCAGUGGUUGGAAGGCAACUACUUCUCGAAAUCCCAGUGGUCAUGUGGAAAGCAAAAGCUUUGGAUUUGUAGAUGCGAAAAGGCGUGAUGUUGCUAGUCGAGGGCGAGAAAGAAUCAUCACGCUCAGCGAUAGUGAAGAAGAGGACUGUCACUAUGACGAAAAAGAAUUGCUGCACCGGAGAAUACCAUGUUCUGUGGAAGGCCAGUCAGAUGAACCCGUAAGUGGAUUUACAAUUCACCCUUUUAAAGAAAAGGUAAGUCCAAGAUUUGCUGGAGACAGCUUGAUACCCACUCACAAGUCGAAAAAUAUGGCUGGCAGUUCUAAAGAUUUGACACCGAAUACCCUGCGAGAGAAAAAGGAUUCGGUCGAACCAAAUGCGUGGAAGGUGAAAGAAGAGCUCAACAGAACUAGAUUUGAAGCACAAGAUGGUAGUGGGCAAAUCAGGUCAAGGAAGCGGAAGGAAACCGGCGAUGCCGAUGACGUAAAGACUGAUGUUGAAGGGAAGGUUACGAAACAGAAUGGAUCUUUCUCUGAGGAACAAAUCAUAACACUUAGAGGAAGUAUUGCACGAAAUAAAAAGGGAUUGGAUGCAGAGGUUUUUAAAUCAACAGUUAAAAGUGCUUAUGUUGAGGUGGAGAGCGAGCGACAGAGCGAACAGGAACCAGUUCACCAGACGGGAGAUCAUUCCGACGAGAUACGUGCUGAUACUACCAAAUAUGAAAGCAGGUCCCAGCGGAAACAAAUCAACCAUGCUGGGUAUCAUCGUAGCGAGAACCCUGCCAGUACAUUUAACACUGAAACCAGAUCUAAAAAGUGGGAUGCCUGGAUAUCGGAAGCCAGAUCUCCAGUUACCUCUUGGGAAGUGCCGACAGAAAACAGAGGAUCAUGUCAACUGGUAGAUCAACAGACAGAAACUCAUGUUGUGAACACAAGUUCACCAAAUGAUUCGAAAUACUUGGACACACCAUUUUCAAAAAAAAAGAAGAUUGGUAGAGAUUUUGAAUAUCUUGAUACUUCAUUGAGCAAUUCAGAGCACCUUCAAUCACCUCAGGACGACCUCAACAUCAGUCCUCCCAGCGAAGUGAAUAGUUUCAGGAAGCAGUCGCAGGAGGAUUUAACAGGGAGCGUGGUUGAGCAACCGGAGACAAGCUACACCAGUGAAACAGCUAAGAAAAAAAAAAAAACUCUGUCAGAAGACGGCCCACUGCUGGCGGGAAAAAAAAUGGAGAGGUGGAAGCCCAUUCAAAUUGUCAAGGACGGUGACUCUAAUAGUGUGGAAGAGUUAAUUUUGGAACCUGGAGGAAAUGAUGAUCACAAGGUGGUGAACGAGCGGCAAGAGAGUCAAAAAGAGAAACCAGAGAAAGGGGUCGAGGGAAGAAAAGGACCUAGUCGAAGGGGGCGUACCCCAGCUGUGAACACAUGCAAUGAUGGGAAGAUACAGUCGGACAAGAUGUGUCAAAACGUGUCAAGAUCUAAUAGUUCGAAGCGUCCCUUUUCAAAGGGACGUGCAGCGAGGUCUACAGAAAGGCCGAAUCGAAGUAAUUCUCGGGAUCGUUCACCAUCAGUUGCUGGGCCCGUGGUGAAGUUUCAGCCACAAGUAGAGGUGGAUCAAUCCUGUCAAACUGAUGUACCUGAUUCUGAUUACUAUUGCUUUGAUGACGACCGAACCGAGGAGCAAAUCCAACCAAACCAGGUAUGGGCUCUAUAUGAUGAAUUCGAUCAGAUGCCACGUACAUUGAUUUUGAUCAAGGAAGUGAGCACAAGUGGACCCUUCUCAGUAACGGCAAACUGGCUGCAACUCCACACGCCUUCAAAGAAAAGUGAACGGCACGAGAGCUCUCAGUUUUCAGCAUGUUGUGGGAGUUUUGAAGAAUUGAAGGAGAGUACAGUUGUGAAGGCUUUAAACUGCUUCUCUCACAAGUUGGAGUACACAUUAAAAAGUAACAAUAAUCUAGAAAUUUAUCCUCGAGUAGGCGAGAUUUGGGCACUGCAUCAGAUGGGAAAUUCGAGACAAAUCCGCUCGGAGAUGGACGAAUGGGAAGAAAGACAAGAGGAGAAGCGCAAAUAUAGACUAGUGGUUAUUUUGACAGAAUGUGGAGAGGGGCAAGCACCUCAGAUCCAAGUGCUUAGGAAACGAACUGGGUUUCGAACAUUAUGGGAGCCUGGCUACGACCCAGGUGUACUGCCCGUAGAAGGUAUGAAGCGUUUUUCCCAUAAGGUGCCUGCACACAAGUUAACAGAAGAACAAUAUCCUGACAUGAACGGAACUGAUUGUUGGGAUAUAGAUGCCGCUGCUGUGCCCGCAUGUCAAAAUAAUGUGACUUGACCAAUAUCCUGUUCACAUCUAUUAACUGUGACUUUCUGACGAGGCCAAUUUGCAAGAAGUAAAUUUAACGAAAUGAUUAUAUGCUA